AUGAAGAUGUUUAAGUCUCUCAACACCUUAAUACUCUUGUCUAUAGUUCUUGUCCUAGCUUUUGCUGUUCCUCUGAAAGCACAAGACCAGCCACAAGACUACGUCGACGAACACAACCGUGCUCGAGCCCAAGUUCAAGUGCCACCUAUGAAAUGGGAUCAGACGUUGGCGAAAUACGCAUGGAACUAUGCUCAACAAAGAAAGCGAGACUGUAGUCUCAUUCCCUCUAACUCAGGUGUGUACGGUGAAAACUUGGCAUGGCAUAGUAGUAGUAUGUCUGGUACUGACGCAGUGAGACUGUGGGUUAGCAAGAAGUCUAGCUAUGCUCAAGUUGUGUGGAGAGCCUCGGUGUGGCUUGGGUGUGCCAAAGUCAGGUGUGACAAUGGUGGAACCUUUGUGAUUUGCAACUAUUAUCCUCCUGCUAAUUAAUGUUAAA
Molecule: messenger RNA, 436 nt
Organism: Capsella rubella
Lineage: Eukaryota; Viridiplantae; Streptophyta; Magnoliopsida; Brassicales; Brassicaceae
Product: pathogenesis-related protein 1
Exons: 1
Coding region: 1-429 (142 amino acids)
Source: RefSeq, a predicted model, not a curated record